Molecule: messenger RNA, 2655 nt
Organism: Annulohypoxylon maeteangense
Lineage: Eukaryota; Fungi; Ascomycota; Sordariomycetes; Xylariales; Hypoxylaceae
Product: HET-domain-containing protein
Exons: 1
Coding region: 648-2567 (639 amino acids)
Source: RefSeq, a predicted model, not a curated record
CCAAUAUUUAGGGCUGUGUUACGCCAGCGCAACGCCUAAGUCCGCUGCCUUCAGCCCCCACGCCAUAGACGCUUGGCUUCUCGUCCACAGCGUCAUAACCCCCACCCCCUCCCAUGACGCACUGUUACACGUCUCCAGCGCCAAUCCAUAAACAAACGCUCUCUUCCGUAUCGACUUGUCAAUUGAUGAGAUCGGUCUUCUCCACUUCAUCCGGUAGUGUUGUGAGGAGACUCGUCGCCUUACAUGAAUUGAUGAUAAUUACAAGAUUCGGGGGUUAUUUGCCCUAGAAAGAUCUUGCCCUAGAAAGAUCUAAUUUGGGUGUCAAACAUCUACUCCCUACUUGCGCCCAAGAGGAAACGGUAGGCAUACGCUGCAUAUUUGCUAGAAGGAUAUCUAUAGGUACAAUUAAUCAUGGUCAACUGAAGCAUAUGGGGCGGGUCCUCCAAGAAACCCUUUACUGCUUCUAGGCGGUAGGCAGUUCAGCCCCAUGGAAUCACCCCGCAGCUGAAAAGGUAGGGCGUUGAUUGAUGGAUGGAUGCAAUCCGUUGAGUAUAUUUUGAAUCUCUUUCACGAAGUCAUAUGGGUCACUUAUUUCUUAAGUAUGGGAGUGACUAUCUCAAUAUUUGUUUUUAUAUGGAAGUUAUAAAAUGGUUUCAAAGGGAUUUGGAUAUACGGCGCUUGACUCAAGCCUCCGGGAGAUUCGAGUUCUCACUGUUCUACCAGGUAGUUUCAACGAGCCUCUUCGGGUUACUUUAGAUACUCUGAGUCUCGGCUCUAAACCUAUCUACAAUGCCCUAUCGUACGUAUGGGGCGAUGCUUCCAGUGCCAACACUCCAGGAAACACGAUAAAUAUCGACGGCCAUGAUUUUCCUGUAACGACAAAUUUACUCUCAGCUCUGCGCCAUCUGCGCUCUGUUCUUGGAGCGGUCGAUCAGAUUACACUAUGGGUGGAUGCCGUAUGUAUUAAUCAGGCGGAUCUAGACGAACGAGCACAGCAAGUGUCGAUGAUGCGUGAUAUCUAUGCAUCUGCCGAACAAGUGAUCAUAUGGCUCGGAGAGGAGGACAACGAGAGUGACGCUGCUUUCGAUUCAAUCCCAGUGCUCGCAGCGCAAAGCCACACCAACCAAGAUGAAGGAAUUUUGGAUACGGCGCGCUUAUAUAGCCGCUUCCUUAUUGGAUUGGCAGAGCAGCGUCCCUGGCUUUCGCGAGUCUGGAUUAUCCAAGAGCUAGCGAUGGCUAGAAACGACCCUUUAGUUGUAUGCGGGCACAAGUCCGUACCCUGGUCAACCUUUAUGAAGGCAUCGGAAUUCGUUUCUAGAAAGAUGUUUACUGAAAUUGGUAUGGUAAAGCAUAACAAGCCUGGUAGUGAUGGUCAGAGCACUCCAGGGGAAAACUCGACGGAAAAGGUCGGAGAGGAAGACAUUGAGAUUACUGCAAAGUGGAAAAUUGAUGUCCUCGAUGAUCUCUACAAAUCGAUGAGAUCCAAGGGCGGAGAUAGCUUGCGGAACUUGUUGUUCAUCUCAAGGACUUCCGAAGCCACGGACCCAAGGGAUAGGGUUUACGCUCUCCUUGGCCUCCUAAAAGCCGAUUCACCUAACCCCCAAAGUCCCGACAAUUUGGUCGAAGUAGAUUAUCGCAAACCAACUGCCGCUGUCUAUACGGAUGCGAUGGCUCAUAUUUUUGCUCAGGGAGAUGGCCCUUACUUCCUCUCAUGCAUGUUCCUGCCAGGGAUUUCAGCCGCUGCUCCUCAAAUCCCUGACUUACCAACGACCAUUCCACAACCUACUCUCCCAUCCUGGGUUCUAGAUUUCUCUAAGCAGACCUUCCCAAAAGCAACACAGCUCAGAUCGACAUCAUUUCACCCACCGGCGGGUAUCACUGCUUCUGGGGCUGGUGCAAAUUGCAAUAACGGGAAGCGAUUAGAUGACAAAAGAACACUGCAAGUAGAAGGCCUGUUCGUCGACACCAUUGAGGAUGUCAUCGCCUUCGGGUCGUCCCUUGAUUCCCACAUCAAUCAAUUGGCUCAAAUCGAAUCUCUUGCCAAAACUGCCAAAGAGCGGCCUUGCAUGCUUGAGCCCGCCGUGAGGCCCUACAUAGAACAAUUUAAGAAUAAAGAACCCUUAUGGAGAGCGUUGGUAUCAAACAAGCGAUUCAACUCCGGAUAUGACCCGGCUCCGAUAUCUUAUGAGGCAAUGCACCAAGAUAUCUUAAAGAGUCUUGCUGAGGGUCACGACUGGAAGAUUGAAACGGGUCAUGACCAAGAAAACGAAUACAUAAAAUGUCUAAAGCCGAAUGUAGGGAUGAAGUCAUUCUUCACGACGACAAGUGGUUUUGUUGGUACUUGUGUCCCUGAUAGCCGCAAGGGAGAUGUCAUCGCUAUUCUCUUCGGGUCUCCCGUUCCAUUCGUGUUACGCCCAGGGCCGGAGACUAUACAAUUGGAUAAUAGAGAAAGACCUACGCAUUUUCUCAUAGGUGCAUCGUACGUGAGCGGUAUCAUGGACGGUGAGAUGGUAGACGAGCUAUAUUGCGAGGAUAUAAUGGAUUCCACAACUUUCUUCAUUCGAUAAAAGUCUAUUUAUAGCUGGUAAUAAGGCGUCGUAGAUAUGUUAGCUUUGUGAAACAACAUAUAUAUAUCACGAUAUCAAUAAAAUGAAU